Stylophora pistillata is the source of this 2019-nucleotide messenger RNA. Its product is annotated as homeobox protein B-H1. The record is from RefSeq and is a predicted model, not a curated record. Lineage: Eukaryota; Metazoa; Cnidaria; Anthozoa; Scleractinia; Pocilloporidae. Gene Ontology annotation, biological process: regulation of transcription by RNA polymerase II; cell differentiation. Gene Ontology annotation, molecular function: RNA polymerase II cis-regulatory region sequence-specific DNA binding; DNA-binding transcription factor activity, RNA polymerase II-specific. Gene Ontology annotation, cellular component: nucleus.
CAAACGCUGUACAUGAACUCAUAUCUUCGCAAUCAAAUAUUUGUUGAUAUAAUUAUCUACAUGUCAAAUUGAUCGCUUAUACAUAUUUCUGUUUAUAGUUAGCGCUAAACAUUUACCGGUUCUUUGUUCUCUUAAGUGGAAACAUACGAAGGUUAUCAGACAUAUCUAAUUGGCUGUCAAAGAGAUUAAUCGUGUCCGGAUGUUGGUAUCACAAUAUUUAACAGCUACGAAUGGUUGUUGAUUUUAUUACUUUCUUGGGGAAGUUAUCGUCAUUAACAUUCUUCUGCUCGUAAGCAUCACAUGUCUAUGGCUUCGUUCAGUAUCAAUGCGAUUUUGGGACGCUCUGAACAAAAAAGAGGAGAUUCAAGCCCCUCAGGAGAUCAACACAUUCACGAAUCAAGAGAAAGCACAGGCGACAAAAAUGACGAUGGGAAUCGCGCGUUGAAAGAAGAAGAGGCAGUUUGUGUCACUAAUUCACCAGAGGAAAACCCAAAUUACGAGGAUGAUAUAAUGCCUUCGAGCCGUGAGAGCCUUUACAUCAACAAGAUUCGCAGAAGACGUACAGCGUUUACCAGCACCCAAUUAAAAUCUCUGGAGGAGAAAUUUCACGACAAGAAAUACUUGACAAUCACAGAAAGAAACAAUUUGGCUAAGGGACUUCAUCUUACAGACACUCAAGUCAAAACAUGGUUUCAAAAUCGAAGAACAAAGUGGAAGAAACAAAUGGCACCAGACUAUGAAGCGAGUUUACGGUGGGAAGAAAUGAACAAUAUGUUUAACCAUUUUCAAACUGGUUUUCCCUGCUGUGGAGAAGUUAACACUCAUUUUCGCCCUGUACCACACUUUUACAAUGUUAUACCCAGUUUUUGUCCAUCAUCCAACCUCCAGGUUGUGUAUUCAAAUAUGUCUUUACAUCCCUUCUCGUAGUAUUACGACUUAAGCAAGCAUGAUAAGCAAUGUUUUUCCUCUAAUCAUUGCUAGUUGUUUCCAUGAACUAGCCUUAAUUUAAAAAGAAAAGUCAACGAUUGAAAGGAGAAAUAACAAUCAUGUCACAGCUUGUGACUUCGUAAAUAAGUUUAAGAGGCAAGAGCACAGAUUUCGUGUCGAAAUUGUCACUUGGGCGUGAAGCUAUUCACGAUCAACUGUGGGGCCAUUUUAGAACAUUCCAGCACUUACAGUUUGUCUCUACGCGUUAUGAACAAACUAGAAUGUCUGGUUUCGACUAGAAUUGGGGCAAAACGUGCAUUUAGUUCAUACGUAAGUGCAAUGUAAAUUCCCAUCGGCCAGGGAAAAGGAUGCGGAUCAUCCGACUGAUUGACUGAUUACUGACCGCAUUCCAACCAUGUCGUUUUUCGUGGGUUCGGGCGGAAACCAUGAGGAGUUCAAGACCGUCUUUGAAUAUUAAGCCUAGAUUUUGCUUUUCAAACAACUGAUGUUCAUUAAGUAAGCUACCCAGUUUACAUAGAGCAGGUAAUCCGAGGCUGAGACAAUCAAGUUAACCUCGUAAACUAUAAUGAUUUAUCAUAUUUCACCACUAAAACCGAAGAUUCACAAUUCAAGCUCGUUCCUGAGCAAUAGUGUAAGCUUCCGGUGAUCGAAUGUUAAACUCGUCUUGAUGACCUCAUCAUCUCCUCUAAAACAGUUUUGCUUAGUGCUGAACAGUGGAAAGGAAGUUGACAGUAUUGUUCUUUAGUUCAUUUAUCAUUUCCACCGACAGUAAAACACUAAAUCAAAAGGAUAGUUUAAAUGAUCAUGCAAUCUUGUUUUUUGGCAAAUAGGGAACCUCCUUGCAUAUGUGCAUGUAUUUCUAAGCAGAAAUUUGGCUCCAUAUCUUACAGUUUGUAAAAAAUAGUUAUUUAAUUAGUUGUCUUGAACGUUUACAAUUUUGUCGCUUCUCGCUCAUUUAAUUGACCUUUUUAAUCUGUGUAUUUUCUCUGGGAUGAAUGCCGUUGUCAUGAACGCCGCGACAGAAGAGCAAUGCCUUCAAUUAACACCAUAAUAAAAAUUUUGUUUCUUUGA